Molecule: messenger RNA, 1674 nt
Organism: Coccidioides immitis RS
Lineage: Eukaryota; Fungi; Ascomycota; Eurotiomycetes; Onygenales; Onygenaceae
Product: mitochondrial RNA splicing protein
Exons: 8
Coding region: 264-1196 (310 amino acids)
Biological process (GO): iron import into the mitochondrion
Cellular component (GO): mitochondrial membrane
Molecular function (GO): ferrous iron transmembrane transporter activity
Source: RefSeq, a predicted model, not a curated record
AGCACUCCACCUCUUCGUCUCAUUCUCUUCUGUAUAGAAAUUCCAUUUUAAAUUCACAGCUAUUGCCCUGUGAUUCCCUCUGUUCCCAUUGACUUCAUCCUCCAACGCCCAGUUCCCUCGCUCUUCCUCUUCUCACGUCAUCCACAUAAUUCGCCCCAGUGCGCAAAGACCUCAAGCCUCCAUAGCUCGAAUUUUUGGAGGCCAGUCCGUCGCGACAUAUCAGUAGACCACCGCGCAGCUCCGGCUGCAAGAAUCAGCUUUAAAUGGCCUCUCCAGACCGUGUUCCCGGCGAGGAAUAUGACUAUGAGGCGCUUCCUUCGAAUUACUCCCUCGGGCAUAAUAUGAUAGCCGGUGCUUUCGCUGGUAUUGCGGAACACUCUGUUAUGUACCCAGUCGAUCUCCUGAAGACUCGAAUGCAAGUUUUGAACCCUUCUGCUGGAGGAUUGUAUACAGGUCUUAGCAAUGCGUUUACUACGAUUUCGCGCGUUGAAGGCUGGAGGACACUUUGGAAGGGUGUAUCGAGCGUCAUUGUCGGCGCUGGCCCUGCUCAUGCUGUCUAUUUCGGCACUUAUGAAGUAGUUAAGGACCUUGCCGGAGGUAAUGUUGGAGAUGGCCACCAUCCAUUCGCUGCAGGUUUGAGUGGAGCAUGCGCAACUAUUACAAGUGACGCAUUGAUGAAUCCCUUUGACGUCAUCAAACAACGGAUGCAAGUCCAUGGCUCUACGCACAAGACCAUCUGGCAAUGUGCCACAACUGUCUAUCGGGCCGAAGGAAUGCGCGCUUUCUACGUAUCUUAUCCGACAACAUUGUGCAUGACAAUUCCUUUCACUGCUACUCAAUUUAUCGCAUACGAAUCCACGUCGAAGAUAAUGAAUCCGUCCAAGAAAUAUGACCCCCUCACCCACUGUGUCGCUGGCGCUUUAGCUGGAGCAGUUGCAGCAGCGGUUACAACACCUCUCGAUGUUAUCAAGACCGUACUACAAACACGAGGACUCGCAAAGGACGACGAAGUUCGAACCGCUCGCGGUUUAUUCAACGCAGCUGCCAUUAUCAAGAAACAGUACGGCUGGUCUGGGUUUUUCCGUGGAAUGCGACCUAGAAUCAUCGCCACAAUGCCAAGCACUGCUAUUUGCUGGAGUUCAUACGAAAUGGCCAAAGCAUAUUUCAAGAGACACUACGGCGACUCCGCCGCCUAGACGUUGGUAUACCCCCACGCUUUCAGUGCCUCUUCCUUUAUUGUGUAUAUGUUCUGUAUCGAAACAUGUGCACUAGAUUAUUCCCUUUAAUAAUGCGGCAGAUUUCUAUCCUUUGCUGGAUGAAAAAGUAUGGAACGGUUUCUCCUGGGUUUAGAUUUUAUAUUUUCACACUUGUCGUUUUUUUACAUCUUGGGUUGGGCGUCCAGUGGCAGAGAGGCUUUGUGUGCACCAGAGCAUUUCCUUUCCAUUCCCUAUCCCCUUGUCAGCUGGAAAUACAUAGGAACGAUUGAGCGGAAAUUUCUCGCUUUAAAUGUUCAAAGCACAUAAAUCCAUCAGAUUUGCUCUUAUUGGUUGGAUACAGUUCUAUCCGGUUGGAUUUUCUUUUGUUUUCUCUGCUUUAUUUAUUUUCUUCCUUUCGGCUAUGCGUGCGACUUCAGCCAGUACGCGCUCAAUGAAAUGUACCAGUUUACCGGUUUUG